[Candida] anglica is the source of this 1354-nucleotide messenger RNA. The record is from the annotation of a GenBank genome assembly. Lineage: Eukaryota; Fungi; Ascomycota; Pichiomycetes; Serinales; Debaryomycetaceae.
AUACCUUUUCUUUUCACUUCAUAAGUAAUAGUAUAACAAAAUGGCUACUACUUCAUCUACAGUUUCCUAUAGAGGAGAAGGUUCUGAAUCUACUGAAACUAAAGUUGGUCCACGUAAGAAUCUUUCAACCAUCGACACUUAUGGUAAAAAAUUUAAUGUUCCUGAUUACACCAUUAAGGACAUUCUUUCUGCUAUUCCAAAGCAUUGUUACGAAAGAUCUUUAGUUCGUUCUCUUGGUUAUGUUGCUAGAGAUAUCAUUGCCAUGGUAACCAUUGGUUACAUUGGUAGUACCGUUAUCCCAAAGGUUCAAAUUCAAGAUCAUGAACAAAUCGCAUACGCUAUUCGCGGUGCCUUAUGGUUUGGUUAUUCUUAUCUUAUUGGUCUUUUUGGUUUCGGUUUAUGGAUUUUGGCCCAUGAAUGUGGUCAUGGUGCCUUUUCAGAUUACCAAAACAUCAAUGACUUUAUUGGUUGGGUACUUCAUUCUUAUUUGAUUGUACCAUACUUUUCUUGGAAAUUUUCACAUGCUAAACAUCACAAGGCCACCGGUCACAUGACCAAGGAUAUGGUUUUCAUUCCAUAUACUAAGGAAGAAUUUGUUGAAAUGAAAGGUGCUUCUAAAAUUUCUGAAGUUAUGGAAGAUUCUCCAAUUUGGUCUCUUUCUGUUUUAAUUUUCCAACAAUUGGGUGGUUUACAAUUAUAUUUAGCUUCUAAUGCUACUGGUCAAGUUUAUCCUGGUACAAACUUUGUUUCUAGAUCUCAUUAUGCUCCAUCUUCUCCUGUUUUUGACAAGAAUCAAUGGUGGUAUAUUGUUUUAUCUGACAUUGGUAUUAUUUUAACUUUUACUGGUGUUUACCAAUGGUACAAGAUCUUUGGAUUCCAUGCUAUGUUGGUUAACUGGUUCUUACCAUGGUGUUGGGUUAACCAUUGGCUUGUGUUUGUUACCUUUUUGCAACACACUGACCCUACCAUGCCUCAUUACAAGGACUCUGAAUGGACUUUUGCCCGUGGUGCUGCUGCUACUAUUGAUAGAGAUUAUGGAUUCAUUGGUCAACAUAUUUUCCAUGAUAUCAUUGAAACUCAUGUUUUACAUCAUUAUGUUUCUAGAAUUCCAUUUUACAAUGCUAGAGAAGCUUCUGCUGCCAUUAGAAAGGUUAUGGGUGAACAUUAUAGAUAUGAAGGUGAAAACAUGUGGCUUUCGCUCUGGAAGUGUAUGAGAAUGUGCCAAUUUGUUGAUGAUGAUAAGGAAGACUCCAAGGGUGUUAUGAUGUUUAGAAACGUCAAUGGAGUUGGUCCAGUUAAGCCAAAGGAUUAAAUUAUUUAAUAUAGAAGUUUUAUCGUUUAAUUAAACAAUUUU